AUGGCGCUCUUUGCCUUGACUAUGAAUUCUAGGGAUAACAAAAUUACUCGAGCCCGACAAUGCAAAUUGGAAAAGGGGUCCGUAGAUGAGGUUCAGCAGGCUGAUGAGAGCAAGCUUACAACAGCAACAUCAGAUCAUGUGGACCAAGUGGUAAAAUCCGAGACGUGUCCUAAAGAAGAGGUAGACCCUACAGUGGAGAACAAAUCUCCAAAAUCAGUUAUGAGUAACGGAGUAAAUGAGACGGUUAAGGAAGAAGCAUCAGUUGACCAAGAGUCAAAGAAACUAGAGGAAGAAAAAACUCAAGAAUCGCUUAAUAAAUAAGACACUGACGAUUAUGAUGCUGACAA
Messenger RNA from Helianthus annuus (common sunflower), 347 nucleotides. RefSeq lists its product as uncharacterized. The record is from RefSeq and is a predicted model, not a curated record. NCBI's taxonomy places the organism in Eukaryota, Viridiplantae, Streptophyta, Magnoliopsida, Asterales, Asteraceae. The transcript has 4 exons. Bases 1 to 321 code for a protein of 106 amino acids.